CGGCAUCGGCCCCUCUGUUCUUCUCAAGGCGACUGCAACAACCACAGGUGUUCCUGGGGCAAUGGCGGAGCAGCACAGCGCGCCGGAACAGGCUGCCGCCGGCAAGAGCCACGGAGGCCUCGGGGGCGGCUACAAGGUGAUCGUGUAUGAAAUGGAGAACUUCCAGGGCAAGCGGUGCGAGCUCUCGGCCGAGUGCCCCAACCUGACAGAAAGCCUGCUGGAGAAGGUGGGCUCCAUCCAAGUGGAGUCGGGGCCGUGGCUGGCAUUUGAGCGCAGGGCCUUCCGCGGGGAGCAGUAUGUCCUGGAGAAGGGGGAUUAUCCUCGCUGGGACGCGUGGUCCAACAGCCACCGCGGUGACAGCCUCCUGUCCCUCCGGCCCCUGCAAAUUGAUGGUCUGGAUCACAAGCUGCAUCUCUUUGAGAACCCGGCUUUCGGCGGCCGCAAGAUGGAGAUAGUGGAUGAUGACGUGCCCAGCCUCUGGGCUCACGGCUUCCAGGACCGUGUGGCGAGCGUCCGGGCCAUCAACGGGACGUGGGUUGGCUACGAGUUCCCCGGCUACCGUGGCCGCCAGUAUGUGUUUGAGCGGGGUGAGUACCGCCACUGGAACGAGUGGGACGCCAACCAGCCACAGCUGCAGUCUGUGCGCCGUAUCCGCGACCAGAAGUGGCACAAGCGGGGCUGCUUCCUCAGCAGCUGAAGGGCGCCCAGGCCCCAGUGGCCCAGGCCCGCCCUGGGGGGCAGCAAGGGCAAGAAGAGGCGGCUCCAGGGCCGGGGUGAGGGCCUGUCUGGCCACCCUUCCCCAGAAUCUGCUCAAUAAAGCCUGGGGCCGGUCCCCCACCUGCCA
Molecule: messenger RNA, 844 nt
Organism: Lipotes vexillifer (Yangtze River dolphin)
Lineage: Eukaryota; Metazoa; Chordata; Mammalia; Artiodactyla; Lipotidae
Gene: CRYBB3
Product: crystallin beta B3
Exons: 6
Coding region: 62-697 (211 amino acids)
Biological process (GO): visual perception; lens development in camera-type eye
Molecular function (GO): structural constituent of eye lens
Source: RefSeq, a predicted model, not a curated record